Cyprinus carpio (common carp) is the source of this 2664-nucleotide messenger RNA. RefSeq lists its product as uncharacterized. Lineage: Eukaryota; Metazoa; Chordata; Actinopteri; Cypriniformes; Cyprinidae. The record is from RefSeq and is a predicted model, not a curated record.
AGGCACUGUUUUUACUCGACAGCCUUUGGAAAUUAACAGGACAGAAUGGUUUGGCUCCUCACUCUAAUAUUAGGACUGCCUCUUCUCCAGCACCCUGUCACUUCCCUUGGCUCCAACUUAACACAACCCAUAAGUCACAACCACCUGAGCAUCCAGGCAAUUGGUGACUUUCCAAAAACUCUACCUGCAUCACAUAACACAAGCUGGACUGAGGAAAGAAAUGACAACAGAUUUACCAAAGGCCUGCUUUUACCCCUUCUGCCUAACUUGAGCACAGAUGAGGGAUCUGGAGGAAGUGGACUUCAGCAGAGCCUUGGGGUUAUCCUGCCCUCUACUGGUCUACUGGAGAUGGACAUGUUAAUUCCAGACAGAGCAGAGAAACAGGAUUUUGACAUGCAAGAGUUAGGUGCUCACCCUGCCCCUCCAACUCCACUUAAACUAACCCAGCAUAUUGAUGAAGAUGAUCAAGAUAUAAAUUUAGCAAAUAAUAACAGUGCCUCCGAUCAAGCUACUUCCACAAUGGCUGUUCAAUUGACUACACACAUCCACACCCACAUGCAUAACAAUGAGAGACUGAACAAAGACCAACCUUUGUUGACAACCAUCAAACCAAUUAUAGAGACAAACAGCACAGGAAAGUCUCUGGUCAAUAUGUAUUUAGUGACAUUUAAUAUAGAUAUAGAAGUGAACAACAAAGAAGACAUGGAGGCUUCUCAAGAUAGAGAGUAUGUUGCAUCCACACAGAAUUUACGCUCAACCACAAAACCUGAAAUUUUGGGAAACAAUGGCACCCUUGUGACACAGUCUGGCUCCAUUCAAGGGUUCCUUGAUCUCACAGUGGGAGAGGAACGUUAUGGCACCAACCAUCCGCCUGCAGCCACACCUCCAUUACAAACUGGUAAGGAGAGACGUGAAGAGACGACAUCUGAUUUACCAGUAGGGUCAUCAUCCACAACUCUAUCUGUUUCACAGACAACAAAUAAAGCCAUAGAUUACUCAAAAAACAAAGAUGAUGAAAAGCCAAAAUGGUUUGGAAAUUUAUUUGGACUAUUAACAGAGCAUAACCUGUCUGAUGUCAUAGGUACAUGCAUACUAGGCCCAUGUGUGGUCUCCACUGGUGGCAAUGUGACUCAGCUACAGUGGGAGGACUUAAAACGAACACUAACCUUUGCUUGGGAGCUCCAUGUUUAUGGCUCAGCUGUAUUGUUUCUGUUGGUGAUCAUAACUGCAACUUUGGGAGUGAUUGGUGGGGCUAAUAUGCUCCAUCCGUUUUGCGAGGCCUUCACCCUUGCUAACAUCCUACUUCUGCUAGCAGGUCUGCUACGAUUUGUACAGCUCAUAGUUGACCCAUAUGGUUCCAGAAAUAUUCUGCCUCGCCCUACCCUCACUGCACUGUAUAACUUACCUGUUCCUUUAUUGCUUUGGGCCCAAGCCACAUUGGCACUUCUUGCUCUGAGAGAAGAAACAUCACAUCAGCGGCUUUUAGUGACUGGGGUGCUGGCAACACUGCACUGUACCUCCCUCACAUUGGCUGACCUGCUAUCCAAAACCUUAUCGCCAGCACUGCCAUUAAUGCUACAGACACUUACUAUUUGUUGGGGGUUACCGCUUUGUUUAGGAAUCUUUUUCCAGUCUCUAAAGCAACUCUACUCCUCCCACAGGACCCCACUACCAAGGUGGAGUGCCCCUAAGUGCUUAGAAAACAGUGUCAGGCGUGUGCUGUUGCUGUGUGCCCUCCUCGGAGUGCUCUCUUGUGCACUGCAAAUCUAUAGUUUUCUCUGGCUGUAUGGGUUACUUGGUGACUGGCGCAGAUUUGGGUGGGGCUGGUGGCUCGGGCAGCUCUCUGCACGACUGCUUGAGCUGGCCUGGAGUUUCUCUCUUUUACUACUGGGAUCUCGGGUGUUCUGGAGACCAAAAGGAAGUAAGCAGACAGCUAAGAAAGCAGGGAAGAGGAAACCGUUGUCACAGUGGAACGGGCUGUUGGACAGGUUACCAAUGUGCCCUUGGAGGAGACCGGAUAGGAACUGGGCUGAACUGUUGCCGAAUAACCUGAAAGAUCACAAGCAAUCUCGUGCAAAUGUCAGCCAUUCGGUCAUCCGAAACCAAGCAACACCAGUGACCUCAAUAAUGACUGUGCAUGACAAUGUUGCAAGUAUUGGCGGAGGCAUCCUAUACAGCAGCAGUUAUGACCAUCACGCCUAUCCUCUGUGGACUAGUGGUGUGGAAUGGCAAGAACACGAGUGCUUUCUUUCACUUUUUGAGUUUGACCUUCACCCCCCUUCACCGGUCAACCUCCAUCACAGCAUCGAUAAGGCCCUCCAUCAUGCCAACUUACUUGGUGUUGGUACCCUUUUCACCCCUUCAGUAACCUCCUGGACCCAAAAUGAAGGAUCAGGUGGACUAUUCUCUGAUAAUGUUGUAUCACCCUCCUCCCCAACUAACAAAGUCUAUAGCUGGGCUUUAGAGAAUGACUUGAGUCCUAACUCCACUCAGCAUCUUGGCACUGCAAUACAACAGACUCAAGUGUCUGUGAGUGAGUCCCCGGCUUCCUUAACUCCAGAGACUGUUAGAAAAGUGUGGGAGAGACAUAUGGCCAUUCCAAGAGUCACUCUGGAUGAUGACUGCACCAGCAUAGCGAGUGAAGAUGACGUCACUAGUUUUUGA